This is a messenger RNA of Sugiyamaella lignohabitans, 579 nucleotides long. RefSeq names its product putative isochorismatase family protein yrdC. The transcript has a single exon. The coding region runs from base 1 to 579 and encodes 192 amino acids. The record is from RefSeq and is a predicted model, not a curated record. NCBI's taxonomy places the organism in Eukaryota, Fungi, Ascomycota, Dipodascomycetes, Dipodascales, Trichomonascaceae.
AUGUCGGUAAAGUCUUUGAACGAGUUGGUUGGACAGGGUCCAGAUUCGGCUUCGGUGAAGGAGAGUGUUUUGGUGAUUAUCGAUGCUCAGAACGAGUAUGCUGACGGGCUGUUGAAGACGGCCAAUGUCGAGUCGACCAGAAAACAGAUUGCUUCGUUGCUUGAGAAGUAUCGUGCUGGAAAGAGUGAUAUUGUCCAUGUCAUUCACAAGGUUCCUGAGGGAGCUCCGAUUUUCACUCCAGGAACCCCUUUGGAAGAAGAGUUCUCGGAAUUGAAACCGGUUGGUAAUGAGAAGGUGGUGUAUAAAGAACAUCCUGGUUCAUUUACUGGUACUGAUUUGGGCGAAUUCCUUGAAUCUACUGGAAAGAAGAAACUCGUGCUUACUGGUUAUAUGGCUCAUGUGUGUGUCAGUACUACUACUAGACAGGCUGCUGAGAGAGAGUAUUCAGUCCUGCUUCCAAAAGAUGCAAUUGGCGACCGAGAUAUCCCUGGCGUGUCAGCUCAGCAGCUCGUCGAUGUGGCUCUAGCCGAGCUCGCUGAUGCUUUCGGUACAGUUACUACCAGUGCAGAUAUUAACUAA